Molecule: messenger RNA, 7907 nt
Organism: Taeniopygia guttata (zebra finch)
Lineage: Eukaryota; Metazoa; Chordata; Aves; Passeriformes; Estrildidae
Gene: FBXL18
Product: F-box and leucine rich repeat protein 18
Biological process (GO): SCF-dependent proteasomal ubiquitin-dependent protein catabolic process
Cellular component (GO): SCF ubiquitin ligase complex
Molecular function (GO): protein binding
Source: RefSeq, a predicted model, not a curated record
UGCACAAGAGCUGGGGGUGAUGUUGGGCUGCAGUGUUGGUGUGUGUCUGUAUGUGUAAACAGAUAUAUAUAGCCGUAUAUAUAUGUAUAUAUGCAUGGUUAUGUAAUUCUAAAGGUUAUUGAAACGGGUGGCGCGUGGAGGAAGGAUGUAGAGGGAGAUUGCUGUGAUACAUUUAGGAAAGGAUCAUGGACUGUUGCUUUUCCAGUUGCAAAGAGGUCGUAAGUGAGGAGAGCGAGGAGGAAAGCAACGGAGUCAACUUGAUGGAGUUCUCAGAUGAGAUCCUUCUGCACAUCCUCAGCUAUGUCCCUUGCACAGACCUGGUCCUCAAUGUCAGGAGAACCUGCAGGAAACUUGCAACACUUUGCCUUGACAAGAGUCUAACACAUACAGUCCUGCUUCAGAAGGACUAUAAGGUAAACAAAGACAAAGUGAAGCAGCUGAUGAGGGACAUUGGAAAGGAGAUCUACCAGCUGAACAUGGCCGGGUGCUACUGGCUGCCCAGCUCCACUAUCGACCACGUUACACGGUGCAAGAACCUGGUCAAGCUGAACCUGUCCGGGUGCCACGUCACCUCUCUGCGGCUCUCCAAGAUGCUCUCCACGCUGCAGCACCUGCGCUCCCUGGCCAUCGACGUCAACCCGGGGUUUGAUGCCAGCCAGCUGAGCAGCGAGUGCAAAGCCACUCUCAGCCGCGUCUCGGAGCUGAAGCAAACCCUUUACACGCCCUCGUACGGGGUCGUCCCGUGCUGCACCAGCCUUGAGAAACUGCUGCUCUACUUUGAGAUCCUCGAUCGCUCGCGCGAGGGGUUUAUGCUCUCUGGGCAGCUGAUGGUGGGCGAGAGCAACGUGCCCCAUUACCAGAACCUCCGCAUCUUCUACGCCAGGCUGGCUCCUGGCUACGUCAAUCAGGAGGUGGUGAGGCUGUACUUGGCAGUGCUGAGUGAUCGGACACCUGAGAACCUCCACGCCUUCCUCAUCUCUGCCCCCGGCAGCUUUGCGGAGACGGGAGCCACCAAAAACCUCCUGGACUCCAUGGCCCGAAAUGUACGUCUGGAUGCUUUACAACUGCCCAAAGCCUGGAUUAAUGGCUCUGGGCUCCUGCAACACUUGAAGUUCAACAACCCUUUCUACUUCAGCUUUAGCCGAUGCACCUUAUCUGGUGGGCACCUGAUCCAGAGGGUCAUUAAUGGCGGGAAGGAUCUUAAAAGCCUGACCAGUUUGAAUCUCAGUGGCUGCGUUCACUGCCUGGCCCCGGAGUCCUUGUUUCGGAAAGCAGAAGAUGACAUUGACAGCAGCAUUUUGGAAAGCUUGGUAGUGUCUUGCUGCAACCUGAGGCACCUGAACCUCUCUGCAGCUCACCAUCACAGCUCUGAAAGCAUAGGGAACCACCUGUGCCAGCUCCUGUCCAGGCUAAAGCACCUGCUCUCAUUAGCACUACCAGUUUGCUCCAUCACAGAUGUUGGUGCAAGCGUGGAGAAGCCUCCCAGCACACCUAAUUUGGUGCCCCAAACAUUUGGAAGGAAAGUUCGGAUUGGGAUACAGACAUAUCCAAGGAACUUAGGGGACCAGGCAAAUCAGAAGAUCGAGUCUUCAGUGUUUUGGGCUCUGAUGGGAAGCCUCCGAUUUUUGGAAACCCUGGAGAUAAUUGGGUCCAGUUUCUCCUCUGCCAUGCCCCGCAACGAGCCAGCGAUUCGGAACUCGUUGCCUCCCUGUGUCCGGGCGCAGAGCGUGGGGGAUUCAGAGGUGGCUGCCAUUAGCCAAUUGACUUAUCUGCAGAGCCUCACCUUAGCACAGCUGCCAAAUAUUCUCACAGGCUCUGGGCUCGUCAACAUCGGGCUGCAGUGCCAGCACCUGCGGACUCUUUCCUUGGCCAACCUGGGCAUGAUGGGCAAGGUGGUCUAUAUGUCUGCUCUCAUGGACAUGCUGAAACACUGCAAGUGUUUGAGAGAUCUCAGGCUGGAACAGCCGUACUUCUGUGCGGGCGCCCAGUUCUUCCAGGCACUGAGUCACUGCUCCUCUCUCCAGCGGCUUUGCAUCGUCUCCCGGAGCGGGACUCUGCAGUCUGACGCAGUGAUGUCAUUCAUGGCCAGCUGCCUUGAGGUCAUCAUGUGCCACAUGUUUAUGGGAGAAUCUCUUACCGUUUGCAAAAAUCUCCAGCAGUCCAUUGUCCGGAGUUUCCAGGCAGAACGCCCUGCAUUAAACGUCGUCAUUUUCCCUCUGCUUCACGAGGACUUGACAGAGGUCAUCAGAGAUGUCCCCAUGAGGCACUUGGAUGAAAUUACCUUGUUUAAAAGCAGAGUGGCCGAGGAACCUCCCAAUUUGUGGUGGUGACUGCCACAGCAUGGAAAGGACAAAUCAGUGUGAACCCAUGGAGCAGCUUCUUAUUGGCCUGGAUUUCCCAUCCUCGACUCCUGGCCACCUCACUGGAUGCUGUACAAUCACUUCAAACAGGUGCAAUUGCAAAAUAAAAAAAGCUGGUUCUUUGCAGUGGGGAAGCAUCUAUUGAAUAUUGUUUGCAUCUGAAAAUCCUGUCUCAAAGGCUUGUGGAAUCUGAUGAGUAUUUCCUUACGGUUAAUAUGAAUCGUUUUUGUUGUUUUACUGAAGUUAAAGGUAAGAGAAACUGACUUAACAAUGCUCUUUCCCCUGUGUCCCCGGUGUCUGUCCCAAGGGCCCCUGUGUACGUUGGCAGUGUGCUUUGUGGUUUUGGUGGAAAUCAUUCUUUGCUUCAGUCUGUUUUUGGCAAAGUAGAAAGCCUAGGCCAGCUCAGAGACACAAAAAUGUGUUGCUCAAUUGAAGUGCAUCACAUCUUUUCUAUGUUACAAAUAGUCAUUUGUAGUCACACAUGUGCAGUCACGGAUAUUUAAUAGGGUUUUUUUUUUUUUUUUGAUUGAGAAGUACCACAAGGACUCUUUUUAAAAUUUCUUAAUAAGAAAAUAAGGUCAUUAACACCUUGACCAUGGUAUCAGCAUCCUGCUGAUGCUGUUUCCAUUGGUCUGGUGGAAGAAGUUCUCAGCUCUUCUGGAAAUCCUUGUCCUAGAGUAGAUGGUGCCUACGGUGAAUAAGUUGAGGCUCAGAUCUGAUUUAUAUGCAGUCUGUCUUGCAGUGUAGAUGGGAAUGUAGUGUUCCAGUUCUGUCCUUAUGCCCCAUGCCUUGAGCUCAUGUUAAUUUUAGAGAUGUUAUGAAGUAUUUUCACAGUGUGAUUUCAGUCAGCUUCUCUGCUCCACAGAACUUCCUCAGGCAUCAGCAGUGGUCUGGAUCACUUUCAUAUUGCCUUAUUUACUGAGCACUUUUAAAAGCAUCAGACAGCUGUACCAAAAGCCAAGUUACAAAUUCCUGGAGCUACAAGUCUGGGUGGCAGAAUUUUCCUUGGUAGCAUACCAGGUCUGUCUUCUGCAAACCAGCUGCUGACCAGGGCUGUCUAACUUCACCCAAAUCCCAAAUGUGUUGAGCUCUGCUUUUCUUGGAAGGCCCAGAGUUGUCCAAAGAUGAUGUGCCCAUCUCCUUGUCAGCAUUUUCUACUCAAGAUGCCCUCUCCCAAAUGCUCUUCUGCCCUCAGUGUUCAUAGGAAACCUGGUCUGAUGGGAUAAAUUUGAGAAUAAAAUGCAUCUCCCAGCCUUGGAGGACUUUCUGUCCUUGCUUUCCAAUCAGCCACGUGUGAGCCUGCCUGGAAUUCUGUCUCACAGGUGUAAAUCUUGAGCCAGGCUGUGAUAACCCUUGUGCUCAGAGAGGUUACAGUAAAGAGCAGGUAAGUGUCAGGCUCUGCUAGCACAGGUCUGUGUCUUGCUGAGACCAACCCCUGGUGGUUUGCUGCCUUUCCCGAGGCUCUCAUCCUUCCCCUCUGAGGACAGGGAGCCAGCACAGCCUCUGGAGUGCAGCUGGCAGCAGGAAUGUGAGGCCAGCUCCCCUGGGGAUGCUGCAGCUGAGCUGUGAGCACUUCUCCAAUGUUUGAGGCUUCAGCUCCCUGCAGCUGAGUGUGAGGAGCUGCUGCCCUGCUCCUGCCACUGUUUCCCCUGCCACUCUCCCCCAUGAGGUCAUUCUUUCUACCUCUUGUUCUAUUACUCACCUGUUUGAAUCCCUCUCUUCUCUCCCUCUCCCUCACUUCAGCACAUCCUUUGUGCUUUUUGGCAGGAGCACAAGCUGCUGCUCUGGCCACUUCAGCUCUACCUGCUUUUGUCCGUGAUUUUCCCUAGGAUAACAAGCAGGACUGGGCAGAGGGUGUUUGCAAAGCUGCUUUCUCCUCCUUGUAAAGUUGCUUUGUCCUGCUUGUGCCGCUGGCAGAGGAAAGGGUGAGGGUGUGGUGGCAGCUCUCUGAUGCCCUGGGGGACCUGUUCAGUCCUGUGCAGGAAUCCUGGGGUUUGGUUCCAGUGAGGCCAUUCCCACCCUCAGCGAGGAUUUCUCUGCAUAAACAGCUGUGGCAUCAGCAGGAGCUUGGCAGUGCUGCCAGCUCACCUCUUCCUGUUCCUCUGAAAACCUGAACUGGAGGACAGUGGUGUGCAGAAACCAGCUGUUGCUUGAUUCUGGUGUUAAACCUUUGCUCUUGGGCUUGCAGUCACCUGAUGGAACAUGCUGUACACUUGGCUUGGCACAUCCACAUCCACCUGCCUUGUGUCCUGCUGGAUGGGAGCAGCAGCCAGGGAUGUUUUAUAGCGCUGUGUUUCUCUUGCCAGGGAUAUGGUGUUUGGGCAUCUGUAUUCAUGCAAGUGAGUCACCAGCCCUGAUGCUACCAGUUAUAAGCAGGGCUAGGAAAAGUCACCCACAGGUGAUAAAGGUAGCAUCCCAAAUAGUAAUAAAGAGCUAAAAUCUCCUUCCACCCCCAGCUCCCCAACUCCGGGCCAGUGCUUGAUAUCUCUACUACAAAUCCUCUUAUGGUGAGUGAGAAUUUCCGCUGCUUUUGCACUCCAGGCAGGAUUCACCAGAUGUUAAUAAUGUGCUUAUUUUCUCUAAGUGCUAUUUUGGCAUCGGUGUUAAUUACAAUUUAUAUUCUGCAACAUUUACACUGGGAAAAGAACCCACCCUAAUAGUACCCAAUUGGCGGAGCUGGGCUAUUAAACACAGCUCCAUAUGUUCUGAGCAGAGCAGUGGAUGGGACUCGGAGCCCACUCAGCGCUCAGGCAGGCAGCUGUGGAGGAAGAGAGGGGAGCAGAGAGAGGGGUGUUCUGCUCCUGGAUUUUAUUUAAUAUCAAAUCCCCCCUCCUUUUCUCUGUCCCCAUCUCUCCAGAAAUCUCCCUUCUGCUAUCUGUGAGCAUUUAAGGAGGUGAUCUCUGAGCCUGCUGAUGCUGCUGUCCGUAGUCUAAAACAAAUGAAUUCAAUUCCAGAAGGUGCCCUUCUUGCAGGGAGUGCCUCUGCAGGAUCCCAAGUCCCUGCUGGCUUUUCCUUGCUGCCUUCCAAAGCAGACCUCCAAUCUUUGGGAACUGCAGCAGAAAUCUUUGCUUUGACCACCACUAAAGUGUCAGUGGUUCUGUGGGAGAAGGAUAUUCUGGGACAGUUCUGUUCUUGUGUAAAACUCGAUGUAGUUUGCUGCUCUGCUCAUGUCCAAAAUCUUGUUUGGCAGAGUGGCAUUUGGUUCCUGCAGGCUGGGAGGGUCUGGAGUGGCACUGGUGUGGGGAAUUUGGAGGGGCUAAGUCAUCUGUGUUCCCAUGGGUUUCUUAGGAUUGUAGGUUAAAGGAUUGCUUCCUCAGCUGUUUGCAAAGCUGAUUUCAUGGCCUCUUUAGGAAAUGGCAGUGCAUCCCUGCUCUGUCAGGAGAAGGGGCUGUGUGGUGACAGUCUCUCCCUUCAGGAGAGCUCUGACUGUAGUCACUGCUCCAUCAGGGAGAAGAUGAGAGUCAGAGGAGGCAGGGUAGGAUGGAGUCAUGGAUCUCGCCCUGGGAGCCAGACAGACAUUGUGAGGCUUGGCCUGUUUCCUCACUUGUGGAGGGGGAGGAAGCUCCCCAGGUGCUGAACCCUCCCCUCCUGGUGAGGAGUUGUUUGCUGGGGAGCAGAGGGCAGACCUGGGGCUGGUGUGAGCUGAGAGCAGCAGAGCCACAGCCCCACUCACAAUUCCCAUCCUCUGCCAGGCGUGUGGGGUCCCAGGGAGCAGAGCAGGACCCAUCCCCUCACGUGGAUGUUCAGAGCUGUGGCAGCUCUGGGACAAUGGGCAGGUGUGUGGGACUGUCUGUGUGAGGUGCUGGGCGCUUUCUUCCAGCACUGCUGUUUUAGGACAGGGCCGUAGAAAUUUGGGACUUUCCCACUGGCGGAGUGAAGGGUUCUUUCACCUGUCUGAGGGGAUGCAGUUCCCUCUUGGCUGGUCCCAGCUGGGAGAGCAGUGCAGGAGCUGUGCUGGGUGUUGCAGAGCCCAGUCUCCUUCCACUGCAGCUCUCCUGCCUCUUUGAGAUGCACAGGCAGCCAGGGUACUCCAGCAGGAGAAUCAUUUCCAUAGAAACCAAUUGGGAUGUUGUACGGGGAAUAAUGAUUAAUAGUGAAGGGAUGUUGCCUCAGGCCCUUUUCAUUUUUUAGGGGGCAGUGAGGGACAAACUGGGGCACAGGUAGGGGGACAGGGAGACUUGAAAACUAAUGGAAACCAUCUCUUCCAUUAAUUUCCAGGACAGCUUCCCCUCUUCUCCUCCUGCCCAGCCCCCUACUGCUGCUCCCAGCUUUCGUCAAAUUUUCAAAAUGGCUAACCUGGUUAGAAAUAAUCAUAAUAAUAAAAAAGGAUGGAUGAGGUCUGACUACUAACAUUGUUGCUGUUAGCAGCAGGAUUUCAGCCAUAAAACAUGAAGCAAGGGAGGCAUUGACCUUUCCGCUGUUUGAAAUGAAUGGAGACAUCAAUAUCUAUUGUUUUGUGGCAUUGACCUCUGACGCUCUCAGUUCACCCUCCCCUUUCUUUUAUUUUAAUUUCCCCCUGACACUGGAGGAAAGGGGUCAGUCUGUACCAUCUAUUGAUCCCGAUCUUACUUGGUGAUAGGGAAAUAAUUAGAAUUUUAAAGAUCUCUGCUGCACGGUGGUGAAAUACAUACAGAGAGGCACAGGCUAAGCCCCCGCUUGCCAUGUUCUGUUCUCCCCCCUUCCUUGCAGAGAUCCAAAGCUCUGAGAUCUGAAGGAAGGCAGAUCAAUAUAGGUUUAAUCAUGAUGGGGGUUUUAUUUCAGUUUUUUAAAUAGUAAAGUGUAACAUUUUAUGUUAAUGUUGUCGGAGCCUGGCUGCCUGGUGCCUUGUUUUAUUUAUUCUUUUAAGUAGCCCCUUCUUUUGUGAACUUCAUCUAUGUACAGAGAAUGUGAAAUCAGGCAUUGCUAAUUAGCUGUAUGACAAUUAAGUAAUGUAGCACAAAACCAUUAGGACACUGGAUUUGUUUUUGAAGUUUGUCCUUUGAAGUGGAAGCUGCAACUCCCUGCCCAAGGCUGCUGGGGAAAAUGUUUUUCUAUCAAAACUUUCUUUGAAAAUAAAAUGUCAGUGUAAGAGUCCCUAUUUCUGUCGUCUCUCCUUCUAAACAGCGGGUGAAAAUUGUUUCUCCUUGUAGAAACUGCUGGCAUUGAUAGAAAGGGGAAUUCAGGAAAGCUUUAAAUGGGCAGUUGGUCUCCAAACACCCUCAAUUCUGGUGGAGAUAUUACCAAAAAUCCUUGUUUAGCUCAUUGGAAGGGAACGGUGCCACGCUAGGAGAGAAGACCCAGCUCACAACUCUGGAGAUGGCAAAGGGAGGUGGUCCUAAAAGUGGGGGUUCAUCUCUGACACCCCAAGUGCCAUCAGGGUGCCAGCCUGGUGACAAAUCCCUGCAGGCUCCCGGGCUCGGGCUCCUCCAUCCGUGCGCUCGUUUGACGCUUGUGUUUGCUCUGGCCCUUUGUCCCUGUAGUGAGUCCAGUUCUGAAUGUGCAACUUUCAUGUACAAAAAUGCUGGUGGCAUGUGAAACUUCAAAUAAAGAGUGGAACAUUUGGAACCA